Molecule: messenger RNA, 1242 nt
Organism: Haliotis rubra (blacklip abalone)
Lineage: Eukaryota; Metazoa; Mollusca; Gastropoda; Lepetellida; Haliotidae
Product: chymotrypsin A-like
Exons: 8
Coding region: 1-1242 (413 amino acids)
Biological process (GO): proteolysis
Molecular function (GO): serine-type endopeptidase activity
Source: RefSeq, a predicted model, not a curated record
AUGACAUACUGCUGCUACCCACUCCACCAUCAAGCACCUGCCACACCCUCCCCCAGCACCCAGCGGCCGCCUGUUGCCUCGGUAACCAAACCCCAUCACACAGAUUGUGAAAACAUUUACAAGGGCUAUUGUGUUAACUACACUGAGUCGUGUCGGAGUGGUGACCACCUUUCAUUCAGUCAUUGUGGCUUUCUCAAACUCUGCUGCUAUCCUGAGUCCUAUCAUCCGGGCACUGGAGCUCUUGGAGGAUCUCUUCUCGGAUCCGGAUCAGGGAGCCAUAUUACCGGACCAAACCAUCAAACCAACAACAACCAACCGUCACUACCGACACAUCCAUCCAACACGUCCGGGUCCAUUGUAGAAUCACGCACCUGUGGCAUCACGUUGGUGAGUCACAAUCACAGGAUAGUGGGAGGGGGUCAAGCCGAACCACACGAAUACCCAUGGCAGGUGUCGCUGCGGUACAAUGGUCAGCACCUGUGUGGUGGAACCCUCAUCGACGACCAGUGGGUCCUUACAGCGGCCCAUUGCUUCCAACAAACCUACGGCAACUACUGGACAGUCGCCAUCGGCCUUCACGACAUCUACAACGUCCAGUACAGCCAGGUGAUCGAUGCUGCCCGUGUGUUCACACACGCUGGGUACAGCUCCAGCACCAACUCCAACGACGUCGCCAUCGUCAAGCUAGCCAAGAGGGUGGACACCCAACACAAGGACACAAGGACAGCCUGCUUACCGGACAGAGACGAGACGUUUGAUGGGUUGGUUUGCACAGUCACAGGAUGGGGCGCCGCGUACUCGGAGGGUCACAUCCAGCGUUACCUGCAGGAAGUUGAUGUCCCCAUCAUGAACAACAAGUUGUGCGCCUACUACAUGGGCAGCCACAUCCACGCCUCCAACAUCUGCGCCGGAUAUUCGCAGGGCGGCAAGGACGCGUGUCAGGGAGAUUCCGGCGGCCCACUUGUGUGCAGGAAGGGUGGUGUCUGGAAGAUAGUGGGUGUGGUGUCCUGGGGGAUCGGGUGUGGGGAGAAGAACGCCCCCGGGGUGUACACCCGGGUUUCCUCCUUCAUUGACUGGAUAGAUGACAUCUUCAGAGGUGGUCUAAUGGAUACAGUGUUGCCAAUCGAGGUUGUCCAAGGUCGGUGUUUCAGCCCCACGUGCCUCAUGCCAGAAGACGAGAAGAAGUCUCUUGAUGUUAUCCUGCAUGGAAAUGUCAGCUCGAUGGCACUGUACUAUGUCUGA